AGUAACAGUUUCUCCUCCCCUACGUCAUGUUGAGGUGAUUUCCAGCUUCACUGAGAUCUAUCAGACAUUAAACAUCAUUCCCUGAGGAAGUGAGACACAUACAGUACCAGGAGGCCACUCUAAGGAAAAAGUGAUGUCUUAUCAAACAGAAGCAAUGACUUCCCAGCCACAAAUGACUGUAACCAGCUACACUGUCUCUCACUGGAGCUCUGAUGUCUGUGACUGUUGUGAGGACUGCGGCAUUUGUCUGUGUGGGGCAUUUAUUCCUUGCAUCUUGGGUUGUAAGGUGGCACAGGAUAAUGGUGACAGCUGCUGUUUGCCCUUCCUACCUGGAGCUAUGAUUGCACUGAGAACCAGCAUCCGUGACAAAUAUCGUAUUAAUGGCUCUGUCUGUGAUGACUGGGUGAUUAUGACCUGCUGUGGACUCUGCGGACUCUGUCAGAUGGCUCGAGAGCAGAAGGCGAGAGGCUAAUUCAAAAAGAAUUAAGAAAAGAGAGAGUCCUAUUUUAAAAAAUGCCUGGAU
Messenger RNA from Megalobrama amblycephala (Wuchang bream), 523 nucleotides. RefSeq names its product cornifelin (gene cnfn). Bases 134 to 472 code for a protein of 112 amino acids. NCBI's taxonomy places the organism in Eukaryota, Metazoa, Chordata, Actinopteri, Cypriniformes, Xenocyprididae. The transcript has 4 exons. Gene Ontology annotation, cellular component: cornified envelope. The record is from RefSeq and is a predicted model, not a curated record.